AUGUCUCGCGCGGCUGCAACAUCCCCCAGCUUGCUCAUGCCCGACCCUCCUGCGCUGCGAGCACCCAGCCGAGGCCGUCGCGCCUACCACCGCCCGGUGCCCUUCCGCUCCUACGGCGGCCACUCGGGCGCCUCCCCGAACCCCCAGACCCGAUCGGUCUCACUCGCUCAGCACCACUGCCACCAUUAUCACCACCACCAGCGCCAUGGAACCCGUACGGAAGCUAUACAGGCCGCAGCAACGACAUCAUCACCCGCAGCAGCAGCAGCCACGGCAGCAGCCGCCGCCAGGGCAAGGGCCGCCGCCAGCUCCAACCUCACCGCCACCUCCACCACUCCUCGCCGUUCGUACAUCGUCGCCGCGGCGGCAGUGUAUCGCGGCGGCGGCGGCACCGGCAGCAGCGGCGCCUUCCAGCCGGCCUCCAAGUCAUCCCCUGGCUUGGCAUCAUCAUCUCGCGCAGAGCGGCUGGCUGAUGAGCGCUUCAGGCUCCAGGCGGUCAGAGGCGCCGGGGGAACCGGAUCUGGAUCUGGAUCUGGACAGCCCGGGGCGCUGCAGGUUGGGGCGCUAGUAGAGUACGAGAAGAAUGACCGUGCUGUACUGGCCGUACUUGUGGCCCCGGAUGGCAAGAAGAACUGGUUCGCGGUGGACCAGACGGGUCGGCGACAGCCCAUCACACCCAAGCAGGUGGUGUUUGUGCUGCCGGGCUCCGGCUACAGGGAGGGUGACGUGGCGGCCUUCGUGGAGGCGGCGGAGGGGGCGGACAUGUCCAUGAUGGAGGUGGUGUGGGAGAUCGCGAUUGAGACCGCAGGCGGCCCCCUGGAGCUAAAGGAGCUGGCGACGCUGCUGUACGACGAUACGACACCAAGGUCGCUGUACGUCACGCACCGCAUGUUACAGAAGGACACGCUGUACUUCAAACCGGCUCCUCGAGGGGGCGCCGCCGCCGCCGCUAUCGUCGCGGGAGGGUCGUACAUUCCGCGCUCCGCCGAGGAGGUUGCGGCGCUGCGGGUGCAGCAGGAGGCGGCGGAGGCGGCUCGCAAGGCGGCCGAGGCAUGGCGAGCGGCGGUGGUGGCGGCUCGGACCGCUAAGACCCGGGCCCAGCAGCCCAGUGCCGCGGAGUGGGAGGAGGGACCGUUCGGAGGCCGCAUCCGGGCUCUCAAGGCCAUUGCACUCAGCACGCCUCGAACCGACGACGUGACGACCCAGCUGGCGCUGUCCUCGCUGCAGCUGGUGGGGGCCGGCAGUCGCGCAGAACCCGACGCGGCUGCCGCGCUGUUGGUGGAGAUCGGGGCCCUGCGCCGCCACGAGCCGCUGCAGCUGCUGCGCCGCGGCCUGGCGAUCCGCACCCCUGCCGAGCACGAGCAGGAAGCGGCGGCCCUACUAGCCGCCCCGCCGCCAGACCCGGAUGCAAAGCUCCGAGAGGACCUCACCCACCUGCGGGUGUUUACUAUCGAUGACGUCACCACCACUGAGGUGGAUGACGGACUAUCCCUGGAGCGACUGGAGGGGUCAGAGGGGGCCGCCGCCGGAAUCCGGAUCUGGAUCCACGUAGCUGACCCUACUCGCUGGAUCCGCCCCGGAUCCAAUUUGGAUAUGGCGGGUCGCGACAGGAUUCGAACUCUGUACCUGCCAUGGGGCUCUGUGCCCAUGUUCCCGCGGCAGCUGGCGGAGGGGCCGUUUAGUUUACGGGAGGGGCAGGUGUGUGAUGCGAUGAGCGUGUGUGUACGACUGAACAAGGAUGGCUCCCUGGAGCGCCCUCGUGUCGUACCCAGCCGCGUACGGGUCAACCACAAGCUCACGUACGACCAAGCAGAUGCAGUACUGGCAGCAUUGGCGGCGGGGGAUGGGAAUGGAACAGAAGCAGCGGGGACGGGGGCGGGAGCUGUGGCGGUGGAGGACGGCUCCAGGGGAGUCCUGGACGUAGCGGCAGUGGCGGACCUGUUGGCGUUACGGGAGGCGGCACUCGCACGACGAGCCUAUCGGGAGGCCUGCGGCUGCAUUGAGAUCCCGCUUCCCGAGGCCAAGAUCAACGUGCCGUACUCUCAUCUGGAUCGUGCUCGUCCUGCCGUCACCAUCAGCCGUAUCAGCCAGUGGGACAGCCCAAGUCGGAGUCUGGUGGCGGAGAUGAUGAUCCUCGCGGGGGAGGCGGUGGGGGCCAUCGGCGCCGAGGCCGCCCUGCCGCUGCCGUACAGGUCCCAGGACAGUCCCGAGCUUCCCCCCGCCUCCGCCCUCGCCGCCCUCCCCGAGGGGCCCUGUCGCGGUUUCGCCCUCAAGCGCUGCAUGACGCGGUCCGCUGUGGGUCCCUCGCCUCGUCGCCACGCCGCCCUGGCCCUGGACGCCUACGUGCAGUUCACCUCCCCCAUCCGGCGGUACUCGGACAUGGUGGCGCACCACAACCUCAAGGCGUGGCUGCGAGGGGAUCCGCUGCCCUUCAGCGGGAACGAGAUUGAGUCGCUGAUGGCGGCGGCGGGGGAGGCGGGGCGGGAGCUCGGCGCGGCUGAGAGGGAGAGUGAGAACUACUGGGUGGCAGAGUACCUCCGGCUGAACUGGGGUGCCGAGUACCCGGCUAUGGCGUUAGGCUGGCAGCGCGAGGAGAUGCAGCUGGCGGCGUUCCUGCUGCAGCGGGAGGGCCUGGAGGUGGUGGUGCGGGUGCCGCAGGGUACGGCAUUCCGGCCUGGGGACUGCUGUGUGCUGGCGCCCAGUGAGGUCAACCCGGCUACGGGGUUUUACAGGUUCUACAUUGCGGGGUGGACGGGCGGCGAGGAGGAGGCGCAGCCUGCGCGGCGAGUAGGCCUGGCAACGCGGAGGCGUCAGCUGUGCAAGCCAUGCGGUGCUAUCGAAAUUGAUUUCAGCGAUCCGGAUACCCAGAUCAGCCUUGCUGGUAUGGUUCUAGGUCUUGUAGCUGGCCUUGGUGCUCCGAUUUGGUACAUCAACCGUGCGGAGAAGGAUGAGGAGCGCCUGGAAGAGCUGCGCGCGCUAAACCGCGCUACGUACGCGGAGACCGGCGAGUACAUGACUGAGGAUGAGAUUGCAAAGAUUCGGAAACCCAAGUGGACUGACCGUCGCGAGUGGGUUGACGACGACUAAAAGCUACCUUGACGGGCAAAAAGCCAGGACGACCAGUUUUGGAGUGCUGUUAUAUCUUUCAUUUAAAUCCAUCGCACAGGUGGUUCAUGUACCAUACUGCUAAGGGGCCGGUUUUGGGGCCUCCCACCAUAUUUGUUUCUGUAGUUGCUGCAGACGGAGGGCGGUCCUCUUCAUUCGGGUUUUGAAGCCACAGAUGGGCAAGGAGAGCAGGAGCUGUCAAGGAUCAGCUAAAUGGCUGGGAGCAGAUCAAUUUGAUGGGGUGUAGGACAAAGAUGAUCGCACGUGGGUGGUGCCGUACGGAAGGACAUAAAUGAUGUCGUACGUGAUCUAGGCAGGUUCAAGUCGCAUGUCCGCUUGAGGAUAGUUCGCGGGGUUCGCAUGAAUGGGAUGUAAUGUCACCGAUCUCGAUACAUAUCUGCUCCUAUAACUGUUCCGACAGAGGGCACACGCAUAACCCCAAUAGCGUGCAACAGAUCUGACCAGUUAUCACCACCCAACACCUUGAGAGAGCGAGCGCUGCGCCAUUUAUCGCCACUACCGACCGACCGCAAACUGCACCUUGGUGUCCAAUAUAGCAGAGGAACACAUGUCGCUGUUGUAUCCGCGCGCUUUCUACAAACGCUUUCCACCGAGAGCUCUUUCCACAUCACCAUCAUCAUCAUCAUCAUUCCCGCUUACAAGCCGCGCAGCAAGGCUGGCGGAGUCCGCAACAGCAUCCAACAUUAUCCCCUACUUCCAGCCACCAGACGCCAGCCCUCCUCAGACGCACGAGACGGGCCGCCCCUCGCAUUUCCCCCCCCCCCGCUGCAAACAGCCUUACGUCGUACAACAACGGCACAUACGUCACACCACAACAUGUAUUCCUCCGUACUAUGCCGUACUCCCCAGCGCGGGUACCCACCUACCCAGCCCCUACCUCCCGUCAUCAUUCUGCCAUCGAAGACAUGAGAAUAAGAAUCGAACUUUCGAAAGCAGGAACACACAUGCGACUAACAAACAGAUUUACAACUUUUGCAAGGAAAAACAUGGACGGCUCUGCUUCACAAAUGCGCUGUUGGACGGUGUUAGGUGGUUAGGUGCUGAACGGUUGCUAUGCCGCUCCAUCCGGGGCAUUUCCCAGUAUCGUCAACGGCCCCCGUACUCUUACCCUGACCGCACUAUCUUCCUGUCGUACAGUGUUCGUACAUAACGCGUCGCGUUCGCCCUCCUGCAUUUCCUGUCCACUCAUCCAUUGGCAGGUCAGGGCUAUACCGUAUUUAAAUCGCCACGCACGUGUUAAUUGUUUACCGAGAUUGGUCUACAAGACUGCGCACACACAUAUACACAUACAGACAUACAGAACCAACAUACAGAGCCAACAUACGGACACAACAUACAGACACGGCAAGGGGACAGUGGCCGACAGGUCUUCAAGGACUGGUUGCCUAUGACGCCCUUUCAAACCCCCCCCCUAACCCAUGGCCCCUCUUCCACCUGCUCCGAGCCGUAGCCCUGCCAGCCAGCCGGCCUGCCAACCUUACGGGUUUAAACGCAGUUGCCAAACUUCAAUAUCCCUUUCAUGCAUUGCCCUUCCUUUAUUUAUUCAAUUAUGUAUUCAGUUGAGUCGGUUAGUCGCCCCCGGUUGACGAAGUUCAAAAUCGAGUCAAAAGGCAGUUAGAGCAAUGCCUGGUUGACAUUUGGAACUGUAAUUGACCAAAUCUGUCCGUAAACUAUAGGUAUAUGCAGCGAGGCAGUAUGCGGUAGGGUUGCGUAAAAGUAACCUCUUAGAUUCGUAGCAGCAGCAGUAGCAGAUAAAGAUGCAGCAGCAGCACCACCACCACCACCACUACAAAUGCAGCCAGCACCUCCUGACAGCGCCACGAGCCGCCUCGCCGCCAACCACUAACCGCGGAAUGCUGCGCGCGGCGGCAAACAAGAUCCGUGCAAAGCCCUCUGAUGUAUUGAUGAGUUGCGUGAUGUGCG
Molecule: messenger RNA, 5049 nt
Organism: Volvox carteri f. nagariensis
Lineage: Eukaryota; Viridiplantae; Chlorophyta; Chlorophyceae; Chlamydomonadales; Volvocaceae
Exons: 14
Coding region: 1-3087 (1028 amino acids)
Biological process (GO): mRNA catabolic process
Cellular component (GO): exosome (RNase complex); P-body
Molecular function (GO): 3'-5'-RNA exonuclease activity; RNA binding
Source: RefSeq, a predicted model, not a curated record